This is a messenger RNA of Paramecium sonneborni, 463 nucleotides long. The record is from the annotation of a GenBank genome assembly. Lineage: Eukaryota; Ciliophora; Oligohymenophorea; Peniculida; Parameciidae.
AUGCCUAUGAUGGAUUGGUAAAUAAAUCAAAAUAUUAUGAAUAAUCAUCUUAUUGUAAAUGAAAACAUCAAAUCACAAAAAGUUGAUGUUCCCAAAUAAGAUGAUAUGCUUUUUGAAACUUAUUAUAUAGAUCUUAAUCAAAAUAUAUAAAUAUCUAGAAUACCAAAAAAUUUUAAUGAAAAUAGUUAGCAGCUAAAGUAAUUAUAAGGGAUGAUGUUGAAGAAAAGCCCUUAUAGUUUGAUAGGAUUUUAAAAAAAAUAUUGUAUUAUAGAAAGUCGGAUACUUUCUUAUUACAAUUUUGAGGAAAAGGAUCGUUUAGAAGGCUAAUUAAAUUUUGAUUUAUAAGACUAUCAAUAUUUUGACAUAAAAAAUGCAUAUAAUUAAGUAAUAGAAUUUAAGUAAAUGCAUUGUUUUUUUUUUAGAUUAAUUCCAAAUGGAUGCGAUAAAUAAUUUAUAUUUUGAA